Chinchilla lanigera (long-tailed chinchilla) is the source of this 3117-nucleotide messenger RNA. It is a transcript of the gene Chrd, whose product is annotated as chordin. NCBI's taxonomy places the organism in Eukaryota, Metazoa, Chordata, Mammalia, Rodentia, Chinchillidae. Gene Ontology annotation, molecular function: protein binding. The record is from RefSeq and is a predicted model, not a curated record. Gene Ontology annotation, biological process: multicellular organism development.
GCUGCUCCUUCGGCGGGAAGGUCUACGCCGUGGACGAGACAUGGCACCCGGACCUGGGGGAGCCCUUCGGGGUGAUGCGCUGCGUGCUGUGCGCCUGCGAAGCGCCUCAGUGGGUUCGUCGUGGGAGGGGCCCUGGCAGGGUCAGCUGCAAAAACAUCAAGCCCGAGUGCCCAACCUUGGCCUGCGGGCAGCCCCGCCAACUGCCAGGACACUGCUGCCAGACGUGCCCCCAGGAGCGCAGCAACUUGGAGCAGCCGCCGCCGAGCCUGUCCUUCGAGUAUCCGAGGGACCCGGAGCACCGCAGUUACAGCGACCGCAGCGAGCCGGGGGCCGAGGAGCGCGCGCGCGCCGACGGCCACACGGACUUCGUGGCGCUGCUGACAGGGCCGAGGUCGCAGGCUGUGGCACGUGCCCGGGUCUCCCUGCAGCGCUCCAGCCUCCGCUUCUCCAUCUCCUACCGGCAGCUGGACCGCCCCAGCCGGGUCCGCUUCUCAGAGGCCACGGGCCGUGUCCUGUUUGAACACCCUGCAGCUCCCACUCAAGAUGGCCUGGUCUGUGGGGUGUGGCGGGCAGUGCCUCGGUUGUCUCUGCGGCUCCUUAGGGCGGAACAGGUGCAUGUGGCACUCGUGACACCCACUCACCCCUCGGGGGAGGUCUGGGGGCCUCUCAUCCGGCACCGGGCCCUGGCUGCAGAGACCUUCAGUGCCACCCUGACUCUGGAAGGCCCCCAGCAGCAGGGUGCAGGGGGCAUUGCGGUGCUCACCCUCAGUGACACAGAGGACUCCUUGCACUUUCUGCUGCUCUUCCGGGGGCUGCUGGAACCCGUGAAUGCAGGUAAGCGGGGGAGGGAAACGCAGGAGAAGGUGGGGAGGGCACAGCCGCUCAGAGCUGUCCACACGCGGGGCUGUUGCAGGACCGGCCCAGGUUCCUGUGAGGCUCCAGAUUCUACAUGCGGGGCAGCUGCUGCGAGAGCUUCAGGCCAACACCUCAGCCCAGGUGAGGGAGGGUCCGGCCCGCGCCGUCAUCUGCUCCGGCCUCUCACUGUUGCCCACGGCACCCUGCUCUGUCCCCAGGAUCCGGGCUUUGCUGAGGUGCUGCCCAGCCUGACGGCCCAGGAGAUGGACUGGCUGGUGCUGGGGGAGCUGCAGAUGGCACUGGAGAGGGCGGAUGGCCCGGAGCUGCGCAUCAGUGGGCACAUUGCUGCCAGGCAGAGCUGUGAUGUCCUACAAAGCGUCCUUUGUGGGGCUGAUGCCCUGGUCCCUGUUCACACUGGUGCUGCCGGCUCCGCCAGCCUCACACUGCUAGGAAACGGCUCCCUGGCCUACCAGGUCCAAGUGGUGGGGACAGGCAGUGAGGUGGUGACCAUGACCCUGGAGACCAAGCCUCAGCGGAGGAAUCAGCACACUGUCCUGUGCCACAUGGCUGGACCCCAGCCCGGAGGACACACGGCUGUGGGUAUCUGCCCUGGGCUGGGUGCCCGAGGGGCUCAUAUGCUGCUGCAGAAUGAGCUGUUCCUGAAUGUGGGCACGAAGGACUUCCUGGACGGAGAGCUGCGGGGGCAUGUGGCUACCCUGCCCUACAGUGGACACAGUGCCCGUCACGCCACCCACCUCCUAGGGCCUCCUGGGAUGCCAGGGCCCCGGCGGCUGCUGAAGGGAUUCUACGGCCCAGAGGCCCAGGGUGUGGUGAAAGACCUGGAGCCCGAGCUACUGCGACACCUGGCACAGGGCACUGCUUCGUUGCUGAUCACCACCAAGGGGAGCCCUAGGGGGGAGCUCCGCGGGCAGGUGCACAUCACCAACCAGUGCGAGGCGGGGGCCCAGCACCUUGCUGCAGCUGCUACGGAGGAGAUGCGGACCCCCGGGACUUUGGAUGUAGCUGCCAGACCAGCGGUGCCCGCCGCCCUGGCCCCCGAGGCCCCUGCACCUGCCAAACCUGGAGGCUCUGGGCGGCUCCGAGACCCCAACACGUGCUUCUUUGAGGGGCAGCAGCGCCCCCAUGGGGCUCGCUGGGCACCCAACUAUGACCCGCUCUGCUCCCUCUGCACCUGCCAGAGACGAACGGUGAUCUGUGACCCCGUGGUGUGCCCACCCCCCAGCUGCCCACACCCGGUGCAGACGCCUGACCAGUGCUGUCCAGUGUGCCCUGAGAAGCAAGAUACCAGAGAUCUGCCAGGGCUGCCAAGGAGCCGGGACCCGGGAGAGGGCUGCUACUUUGAUGGUGACCGGAGCUGGCGGGCAGCGGGUACCCGGUGGCAUCCUGUUGUGCCCCCCUUUGGCUUAAUUAAGUGUGCUGUCUGCACCUGCAAGGGAGGCACUGGAGAGGUGCACUGUGAGAAGGUGCAGUGUCCCCGGCUGGCCUGUGCCCAGCCUGUCCGCGCCAACCCCACCGACUGCUGCAAGCAGUGUCCAGGGUCCCCCCAGCUGGGGGACUCCAUGCAGGCUGACGGCCCCCGGGGCUGCCGUUUUGCGGGACAGUGGUUCCCAGAGAGCCAGAGCUGGCACCCGUCAGUACCCCCCUUUGGGGAGAUGAGCUGUAUCACCUGCAGGUGUGGGGCAGGGGUGCCCCACUGUGAGCGGGAUGACUGCUCGCUGUCACUGUCCUGUGGCCCGGGGAAGGACAGUCGAUGCUGCUCCCACUGCACACCCCGGCGGCCGGCCCCCGAGAGCAGCAGGACUGUUCCAGAGCUGGAGAAAGAAGCCGAAGGCACCUAGGGAGCCGGAAGGGCCCAUGACCAAGAGGACAGGGUCUGAGCUGGGGGAAGGGGCGGUGCUGAGGAUGUUGCCUUCUCCUGUGCGGAAGCCCAGUGCCUUUAGCUCCUCCGUUCUGCCUCUUCUCCCUCCCCCACUACCUCUGGGAACCACAGAUCCACAAGGGGGAGAGGUGGCCAGGCCAGGCCCAGGCCAUACCCACUCCAGCUCUGCCCUGCCACCCUCUGGCCUCUGCCCGGGAAGCCCCGCCCAUUUCCUUCUGUACAUAAUAAUGUCACUGGCUUGUUGGGAGUUUUAAUUUAUCCUCACUCAGCACCAAGGGCCCCCCCUCCACUCCUGCUGCCCCUGAGCUGAGCAGAGUCCUUACUGGAGAUUUUGGUAUUUAUUAAAACAUUGUUUUUCAGUC